AUGUUAUCUAGGUGCGUUCAAGGAGAAGGGAUAAAAGAAGUUUUGUUUAAAAAAGAAGAUAAAUCCAUUAAAAAGCUGUACGCCAUACUAUACAAAGCGCUAGAGGACCUGGAUGUGCUAAACAGAAUAUACAAUAUUUAUUUGUUAAAAAUAUGCAAGAACAAAUUUUUGGGAAUUAUUCUUCUAAGUGUAUUAGUUCAGAGGAAUCAAAUCGACGGAGGGGGGAAGUUAAGACGAGAAAUUAUGAAAAAAGAAAAGGCUAUUCUACAGUUUUACCACCAUUUAAAAGGAUUGGUAAGUAGCAUAAGCGGUAGCGGUAGUAACGUGUUAAAGGAAACAAAAGAAUUAACGAAAUAUUUCGUCAUAUAUAAUGAUAGCAAAAAAAGUGCAGAGGAAUUAAAAAAAUGGUUAGUAAUAGAAGAAGAUGAGGAUGUAAAAGGUCUGUACAAAAUUAGGAAUGAUAAAGUAAAAAGGUUAAUAGCUAGUCGUAUAUAUAUGAAAAAUAAAAUAAGAAUAAUUGAUAAAACGUCAUGUUUAGUUGUUCAGGCAGGGAAUAUAAAAAGAGGAAUGGUUAUUGUAGAUAUAUGUUCUUCUCCAGGUAGUAAGGCUAUCUGUAGUCUUAUCUCGUUAAAAAAAAAAGGAUUUUUAAUAUGCAUUGAAAAAAAUAAAAAAAGAUGUUAUACUUUAUUGGUAGAAAUUUUAAAGAAUGAUGAUUAUAUUGGGCCCUAUACUGAUGAGCAUUUUGGUGAAGACACAAAAUUUCAUCUUAACCAAAAAAAUUUUUUUAUUAAUUUUAAAGACAUAUAUAUAUAUUACAUAAAACAUAAAAAUAAUGAAUUAAUUAUUAAAAUAUUUAACUGUAAUUUUCUCGACUUAUCUUAUCAUCAUUUUGAGGAAUUUGGCCAAAUAGACGUUGUAUUUGUUGAUCCUUCUUGCUCCUCAAGUGGAAUGCCGGAUUUUGCGUAUAAGGAGAACAUGCGACGUGUGUUCCCCUGCGCUAGGGGUGAAGAGAAGUAUAGAGGUGGUGAAAGCUGCAAUGAUAGCUGCAAUGAUAGCUGCAGUGAAAGCUGCAGUGAUAGCCGCAAUGAUAGCCGCAAUGAUAGCCGCAAUGAUAGCCGCAACGAUAGCCGCAGUGAUAGCCGCAAUGAUAGCCGCAACGAUAGCCGCAAUGACGAUGAUGUUGGGACAGGAGGCCCAGUGGAGGCAGAAGUAUCGGGAGCAUUAAUCAAACCAAAUAGUAAUGAUGCCGCCGAAUGGGCAAAUGUAAGCAAUAAAAAAGGUACAUGUAAACGUGAAAUAAUAGAUUAUAAUAUUUAUGAUGAUGUGUCAAAGGGACAAAUUCCAAGGGUACCCCACACUUUUGUAGAUAAGGUAAAAAAAUUGUGUGAGUUUCAAAAAAAUAUAUUAAACCACGCUUUGGUAAAUUUAAAAACAGCUAAAACGUUUAUUUAUUCAACUUGCUCUUUUUUUGAAGAAGAAAAUGAACAAGUUAUACAAAAUGCGUUAAGAAGUAAUGCAAAUUUUUCUUUAGAAAAAGCAGGAACAGAUAAAUUCCUUUUCAAUAAUGGACAGUAUGAAUUUUCAAAUAAAUGCGUGAGAACCUUCCCUGGGAGAGACUCCUGUAGGGGCAUAUUUAUUGCGAAGAUAUGUCGCACGGGAUAG
This is a messenger RNA of Plasmodium malariae, 1662 nucleotides long. Its product is annotated as S-adenosyl-L-methionine-dependent methyltransferase, putative. Gene Ontology annotation, biological process: rRNA base methylation. The transcript is spliced from 2 exons. NCBI's taxonomy places the organism in Eukaryota, Apicomplexa, Aconoidasida, Haemosporida, Plasmodiidae. The coding region runs from base 1 to 1662 and encodes 553 amino acids. Gene Ontology annotation, molecular function: methyltransferase activity. Gene Ontology annotation, cellular component: nucleolus. The record is from RefSeq and is a predicted model, not a curated record.